Molecule: messenger RNA, 27109 nt
Organism: Podarcis lilfordi (Lilford's wall lizard)
Lineage: Eukaryota; Metazoa; Chordata; Lepidosauria; Squamata; Lacertidae
Source: the annotation of a GenBank genome assembly
AUGGCCUAUGCAGACAUUCAGGUGAUAUUUGAUGCACUUGGUCUGGGAGAUGGGUUGAAAUUCUUUCUUGCAUAGCCCUAGAUAAGCCACUUUCUCUCACCUUUAUUCUAAGUGGAUAAAAUGGAGGUGAAAAGUGACCCAGUGGAGGCUUCUGUUUAGGAAAAUGGGGUACUGUGCCACCAGCCCCAGCCUGCCCUCAGCAAGCCUGCGUUGCAGCGGGGUUGGACUAGAGGACCUUUGUGGUCCCUUUCAACUCAACGAUUCUAUGAUUAUUUUUCUAUGAUUAUUAAGACCUUGCCUGCCUGCCUUCUUACUGACAACCAGCCCAGGGGGUGGCACUGCUUGUCAGCUUCCUCCUCCUUAGGCCCAUUGUUUCCCUCGUAGAACUCAGCAUGGAUGAGAAUAGGAACAAAAACAGAAUUAUUUCUCUCUGCCUGUCAUUGGCUCGAGCUCCUGCUACUCCUACUGGUGUCCAGCCCUUCUGCUCCACCAGCCCCAAUGAGCAACAACCACUGCUGGCUGUGUUACAGGAUUGUUGUAAAGGCAAGCACAGUAACACAUAGGAAGCACCACCACUUCAAAAUGGUCUCUUAAGUUAUUCUUCCUCACUACUGACACCACCAAAAUAAUGGGAUCCAAUAACUAGGUUUGCUUGCUUAUGUUUUCCCAAUCAAAUAGUUGCUUAUCCCCUCCCUGCCCCAUAACCCCCAUAACUCACAUGGCUGUCUUUCCUCUGCUGUUGCACUUAGGGGGGUGAGCUUUGUGAUCCUAGUACUGUUGGUUGUGUCUCUGCCCCAGAGGCCUAGCAAAGUCUUUGUUGAGGUCACCAUAGUAACGUAGUAAAGUGGGAGACAAUGAAGUAUGAUGCAGGGAGGGAGACCAGAAAGAAAAAGACCCAUUGAGGAGAGAGUUAUCAGUAAGUCACAGAAGUGAUUUAGAAGGAGAAGAACAUUUCUCCUGUAUGUAACUUAUUUUUCAUACGAAGCAAUGUUAGUUUAGAUUAUGGGUUCUUGAAAUCAUCAGUUUUGUACUGACAUAUUGCUCAUACUGUGUUUCCACACUUAACUCCUCCACGCACAACACAACAUACCCCACACAAACACAUGCCAUUAUAAUUGAGAAAACUGCAACAGAAAAAGAAUGAAUGGGAAAAGAGGGAGAAGGGAGUACAAAAGUGAGAUUUUGGUUUGUGUAUAUAUGUACACCUGUGGUUUCUCAUUGCAGCAAAAUAUGUGAACUGAUUCCACUGAGAAAUAGUUUGCAUAUGUGGUUCAAUCUUGAUGGUUCAUUCUCAUAUGCAACACUUCAUGCGAUGAGCAAGCUUAUGUGGAUUGACGACAUGAAGCAUGGCACCCCAAGAAAGGAACACCAAUGCUUUCACAUAGUUCUUAAAUACCAACCAACUAUGUAACCAUUCACUUAUUCUACAUAGGAGAAAUCCACAAGAAGUUUAGGCAAGGGCAAAGUGAAGAUGGAAGUCAGGCAGGGUAUGUUAAGACUGUAUGGGCACCCAGACUCAAACAGAAUGGAUUGAUAAUUCAUGUGACAAAGAAGGUAACAUGGAAAAGAAAUAAUUGUGUAAGCCUACUAGACCACAAAAUAUGGCAAGUGAACCCACAACCUUUGAAAGAACAACAAAGGGUUUCUAACACUAUUAUAGCUGGAUCUGAUCACUUUAGUUCCUGCUCACAUUACACUCUCUACCUAUAGGGAUAGGAUUUAUCAACAGGAUGCUGUUUUAACAGAGUUGGCUUCUCUGCUUGAAGCCUUCAUAAAACACUUGUUGGCUGAGUUCCCAAGACAGAUCAUUUUGUUGAGUUUGCAAAUGGAGUGUGUCAUAUUGACAAAGCAGCAAAGGCAAUAAAUUAUUAAGAGUUUGUCUGUAAAGGCAGAGGCAUAAAACAUGCCAAAUUCUCAAACGGAGCAGAAAGUAUAUAUAUAGCAAAUCUCCCUUUUUUUGUAUUUGUUACUCCUUCAUCUCUUUCAGUCUUUCCAGGCCCAGUUCACAUGUCACAGUAAGCCAUAGUUUACUAUGAAUACAGAGAUGGUUGCUGCUUCACAAACCAUGCUUCCUGGCUUAGUAUUAUAUCAGAACUGGGGGUCGAGGGUAGUUUUGUUCCAAACCACAAAUGGUAAGCCAAGAACAAGCUUUGGCUUAGCAUCAUAAUUUAUUUGGAAUGAACCUCAGUCCCUGGUGUGGACAUGAUGCUAUGUCGGGGAUCGUGGUGCUCCCAGUUAUACUAGGAGUGCAGUAGGAGCCAUCUGCUCCUGGACACACGUGCAAUAUCACCCUCCUGUUGGUGAUCCCUAGCAAGGGACAUUUAGGGUCAUACUACUCUGAUACUGCCUUUCCCUCAUUGUUCCUGUGCUGUAACUUGCAUUUUGUUUCCACUUCUGCAUAUAGUGCUAAACCAUGGUUUAGAGUUACGUUUGCACACAGCCAUAGUGUUAGAUGAGGAUAAUUUUCUACACAAGUUGGAAACUCCUACAUGGCAGAACUAUCUGGCUGAAAUGUUAUGAGUCUGUUUAACACAGGGGUGGAACCAAGAAGUGGGCCCAACCUACCAAGAUAUGAUUAUCUUGGGGGCUCAGUAUUUAACCUUUUACUUGUGUUAGCUAAACAGAAAGAAAUAAAGAUAUUUAGAAAAAUGACUUUAUUGUUUAAAAUAAAAAUUAAAUAAAUUAAUAAAAAGGGCUUUUCUUGUAUGCACACACAAAUAUAAAAACAUGCACACACAUAUACACAAAAACAUAUAUACCAUUAAAUAGAUGACAGCUGGCUCCCUAAUGUCUCAUUUUAUUUUAUUUUUGGUUUAUUUGUCUUGCCUCCUGGCUGGUUAAAGCUUUCUGAGUUAGAAUCCCACCCCUACAGGGUAGGUUAGCCUGGAUGACCCCUGGAGGUUAGUUCCAGCUUAAUGUAUCUAUUAUAGUCUUUUUCCUUUGGUGUUUCUUGACUUUGUUUUUGGCCUCAAAACUCAAUGGGUUUGUUGACCUAAAGUUAACUUUUAGCCUCUUUAUCUUUAUAUCCUUUUCUUUUAGACUUAGGGAAGAAGAUACAACAAAGCAUAUUUGUAGAGAUUUGUCAUCCAAUUUACAUUCAGCUUGAAUAGGGCUUUACCUGCUUUUGUGUGUACAACAAUAGAAGUUUAAAUCCCUCUUGUUGACCACAGAUUUCCGCAUCAUAAUUUUAGCUUGUUGUGCAGUGCAGUCUGAGUGUUUCGCAAAUGUUGACUAUUGCUACUGCUUAUUGGAGGAAGGAAAUCUGGGUGUUAGAAUUCUAUGCUUUUAGGAAUUGCAGUCAGAAAAAUGUUCAGUAUGCUCUUCAUCUCUGCCUUGUGACCUGCCAAAGAAUCUGACAUUUGAUUUGGCUUCUUAAGCAGGAUGACUUUCUUUUUCUUUUUUAAAUAUAGUAAUCAUUGCUAGAGAUAAAUGCUGGAAGCAAAAAGUGCCCAAGUGCUUUUAUCCCCUCCCUGCCAAGGAAUGUGUAGAAAAUCUGAUAAAUGCAUGGAAACCAAAGUGGGCUUUGAAUGGGAUAUUUUGUGGUCAGGAUUCAAGCCUUCAAGGCUUCCCGUACUAAUGGUUCUGAUCAAACUCAGUAACUUUGGACAACUUUUGUAAAAUAUUGCAAAAUUCAUUCUAAGCUCAGAAUGUCUUGCUGCAGAAUUUGGUUCACAUGUGCAAAAGCAGUCUAACUUCAGGCCACUAUUGAUUGAAAUUAGGAAAUACAGCUGUCUAGAAGCAAUAAAAUAAGUUGUGAUCAGUAUAACAUGGGCUGUUGACAAUUCUUCAAUAUGUCCCAAGCUUCCCAUUUCACUCCAGCUGCAGACCAGUUUGCAUGUUUCUGCUCAAUUUAAGUAAUGAGGGAUGACUUAUGUGUAAUAAGCUUGUUAUCUUUCUUCCUCCCCCCACUCUGUCAAGAAAGGGUGCUGUGUCAAAGUUUCUUUUUCAAGCUGUCUAGACAUUUUGACAUCUUAGGACUGCAGAGCAAAGAAAAUCAAGUGUCUUUCCUGUAAUUAGAAUUUUGUUGCUUUUGCACCCCCCCCCCAAGGAAUUGAUUAUAAGACUAAUAUUGUCUUGGUAGGGGGUUGAGGGAGAAUCCAGUGGGGGGCAUAAUUGCUCCCUUCAUUUCUGUUACUUACUUUUUGUACUGUCAUUUGAUGAUACUUAGGAGAAAGAGAAGGGGAAAGCCAAACAUCAUGACAUAUUUUGCUUUAUUUGUUCAAGGUAAGGUGAAAUGGGGACUGUUUUCAAUGUUUAAGGGCUGUUUUAAUUGCCCGUGUAUAAAAUGUGGUUGUGGGUAACAUUUUAUAUCCUGUUGUAAUAUUUUCUAAAAAUAGGCAAAGAUUGGGGACAAACUAAGUUGAGAUAAAGUAUAGGCAAAAUCUUAAAUGUUUUGCAGCUAAAAUGUUUGCAUUUUGUUCAUCCAUCAAUUGCAUAAAUCGGCUUUUUUCAAAUUUUUGCUCUGAUCCCUUCCUUGGUUGCUAAUACAAUUUGUUGAUGCUGUUUCAAAGCCCAACUUCUUACAGUUAGACUUGCUAAUUGGAUUUUUACUUUACAAUCUAUUUAGUCUCCUGUGAACAUACAGUAUGAACCUUUAACCCAACUCAGCACCCUCCUAACUCCGAUUCUUGUUCUAAUAACACAUCCACCUGAGCACGGCAGUCUCUGGCCUCAUAACAGAGCCUUGUGUUGGUUUCUCUAGUCUGUUGCAACUGUUUUGGGAGAAUUGGUAUUGUGUGCGUCUCUCUGACAGGUGGCAAGGUAAGGGCCUUUAAACCUGUAAUGUCAUUUCUAAUCUCAUUCUACUCUGUGUUCUAGUGUGUUCUAAUCUUCUUUGCUAUUUACAGCCUGUGCGGUGGUAUAGCGAUCAGUGUGUUUUAAAACACAAAAUCAAAACUCCUCUCUUUUCAUGUUUUAAUGUAUCUCAGGUUGGCCCUAGCUGAACAUAAUAUCAAGUCACUAUUACUACCACUUUACGCUUGUUCGCUACAAACUUGUAAAUUUGUACUUGCACAGUAGUCUGUGACAAGGAGGAAUAAACUCCAGACCAGGAGCAAUGCAAGCUUUUGUAAUGUACAAAAUACAGUGUUACCUCAGGUUAAGAACUUAAUUCGUUCUGGAGGUCCGUUCUUAACCUGAAACUGUUCUUAACCUGAGGUACCACUUUAGCUAAUGGGGCCUCCUGCUGCUGCCACGUGAUUUCUGUUCUCAUCCUGAAGCAAAGUUCUUAACCCGAGGUACUAUUUCUGGGUUAGCGGAGUCUGUAACCUGAAGCGUCUGUAACCUGAGGUACCACUGUAGUUGAUUGUUUUUCUUCUUUCUCUGCAUUGUUUUCCCCUGCAGUAUGAGUAGUUGUGUAGGCUGUUAUUUUUACACUACAGUUUGUUGUGGAUGAAAUGGCAACCUGUGGUUAAUCAAAAAUGCACCCAAAAGCUUCUGAAUACCUUCUUGUAGCUGUGCCAGAAGAAGGGAUGAAUGGGAGUUGCGUAAGCCUGAGCAUGGUCCAUUCCCCUCACAAUAAACCAUGGUUUAUUUUGACACUUGAAUGCAGCCAAUGGGUGGGAUUCUGGCAUUCAUGCUUGGAGUAAACCAAUAUUUGAUUUUAAUGGCUCUACUUUAAACAUGAAUAAGUCUCAAUCCAAUCCAAUGGUUUUAUUUUUCCAUCAGUUUCUCAUGUGGCUGUCCAACCUAAGCUCUUGUAGCCUCCAUUUUUAAAUCUUUGUGACCUUACCGAUUUUGUACUUUGCAGCAUGGUAGUGUGUUGCUAUGGAUGCGAUUCACAACAGCAUUUUUAUCUGCAGCUAUAUAUAGCUAUCUGCAUUGGGUACCUUUCUGCUCACUAGCUAUAAUGUUGACAACUGUUUCAGGGAAAGAGACCCACUGCUAUGGAUAGGAUAGGAUAGGAUCCAUUAGAAUUCAAGGGGUUUGGAGUUAACAUGGAGAAAGUGGGGGGUGGUAUGGAUUUUAGAUGCUGAAGUUAGCAUUUACAACAUGUUUGUGACUACUGGCUUUCCUAACAGCACAUGUUUUAUUUGAUCAGCAUUGUGUGCUUUGAUGAACUGGAUGGUAGGAAGGAGUCCUUUAGGAAUGAGAUAAAGGGCAUUAUCACACAACCAACAAAUUGAGAGGUUUGACUUUUAUGGGGGUGCUAGUAUUUGAAAAUGUGAGAAAAAGAAAUAAUAUCAUUCCAUUCUGAAUACAUUCGCCUUUUGGGAACACUCUUCUCUAGUGGGCAGGACUGUGAGAGCAGCAUUGCAAAUCUGUUAGGUGAAACAAGGAAGCAUGCAGGCUAAUUCUAGAUACUCGUAAGUUAAUAAUGGAUCAGCAUAAUGAUAGCAGAACCUGAAGGAAUAGUGCUAUGAUAAUUUGUUGGGGAAGGGGAUCCGGGACCCAUCUCUGGGUGUGCUCCUUCUCCCCAUCAUCACAAUGAGGACUCAGGAGCCUGAAAAUUUGGGAAGCCCAUACAUUGCCAACCAGAUGUCCACCAUUACCAGAAACCACAGUAUACCUGCAACUGCUGUGCCUGUCUCAAACAACAGAAGCCUGACAGCAAACCCUUCUGAAGAAUUGUCAUGGACUGGCUGGACACAGAGGAAUGGUGGGAGGAAGCAGCUGGGGAACCCUCAAAGUAAGAAGGCUCAGAGUACGGGGAUUGGUGGUGAGAUGACAAUGAGUGGUCAGAGGGAGAAGAAGGAGAAGAUUGAGAAGACGUGUCAGAAGCUGAAGAGCUAACAGGGCUUAGUGAAGUGAACAGUCCAGAAUCAGAGGUAGAAGCUGCAGUAGGAGAGUGCGACGAGGAAGGUCAAGAGCCAGAGAGAUGAGUCAGGUUGGUGAAGAGGCAUGGGUGUCUCCCCCUUCUGCUGCGACAAGCUCUCCUCCCCGCCCCCUGGUCUCCCAGAACCAGGAGUGUCAUAAAGUGGGAGGAGCAAAGACAGGCACACAGGCACAGUCUCAGAUUGGAAAGGUGGGUACUUAGGCCGCUUUGGGGAGGAGGGGACCUUCAGUCUCAGCAACUGCUUCAUGGGGGCAAGUCCUACUGAAGAAGAGUUGCUGCGCUCAUUAGGCCUGAUACUCCUAUGGAGAUCCUGGUUUGUUUGUUUUCUAAUAAAGAGUUCACUUCACUUACUUUGUGUGAUUUACUGCUGGUUCGUUCAGAAAUAACUCUUUGGGCACAUGUGAGAGCUAUUUACAUAACCGGUUAGUGUUUGCAAUGCAUACACCGCAGGACCAGCCUGCCCAUGAGGUGAGGCAAUUGUCUCAGGGCUGCUGGUUCCAGAUAGCUGUGAGCGGUGGCAAAUCCAGCUCUUGAACAACGUGCUGCUCACUGCCUCCGGCAAUUGUUGGCCGCCUGCUCUGCUGCAUGUCCAUUGUUCUCAUGCCCAUUGCCACUGCUGCAGGCAGUGGAUGUGUGGGUACAUGGCAGGUGCAGCAUUUUCUGUUUUGCCUCUAACGAUAAGACAUCCAGGGGCAGCCCUGAUACACUUGUUUUAGUGCAACCAGUGCAACAUCUUUGCACUGGUGAAAGCCAGUACCACAACCCAAGGCAAACAAUGAACUGAGGCCUUUUUCUGUUGAGUUGUUUUAAUUUGGGGGAAGUACGUCCAAGAAUGGUUUUCUUGGACCCCAAUUAUUCUAACCUUGUUACUUAUAAAUUGGCUCAGAAUAAUAUAUCUUCUACAGAAAGCUGACAGAGUUCUUGAAUUUUGGAGCUUAAUAAUAUUAUACAAGCUUGCAUUGAUAGAACAAUUUUGAAUUACUUCACAUAAACAUGCAUUACAUUAAAAAGUAAAUCAAUACUUCUGGGACCACAUCCAAGACCUGAGGUGUACAAUGCACUACAUUUACGCAUUCCCACUUCUCUAGUUGCCUUGUUCUUACAUAAUUUUGCUUGGUAUUCUUUUUUGGAAUAAUAUCUUUCAAACAAAGUCUAUAAUACUGAACUAAAAUAUUGCAAAGUUUGCCUCAUGCUAUUUCAGUGGUCUCAUUUGCACAUAACACCAAACCAUGGCUUGUUUAGCUUAACUAUGCUUUGGUUAAAUGUUUGAACCUAGCCUAGCAGAUUAAUCAUGGGUUUUUUUCCUGUCGGCAAACCAUGAUAUGCGGCCAUGGUUUGUUUUUGGCUGACAAAGCAUGGCUUGUUUUUAACUGUAGUUUGGUGUUAUGCUUGAUUCCAACAACUUUGCCUAACCAAUUUGUGUGGGGCCACCUCCCUGCUCAUAAGGCUACAAAUAAAUGAGACAAGCAGCUGGAAAACCAAGCUUUGGAGAGUCAAGGCACAUCAUGUUUGCUGGUCUGUGAGGCAACAUGGUUUAUUAAACAUUCACAUUAAACAUUCACAUUGUGUGUGAAUUAAACUGUGAGAGUACAUCCUUGCUUUGUUCUCUGCUAUAUUGCUUAUGCUAGGGCCAGUGUGUAAUCAGUUCUAUGUGGGAAGUAGCAACAAAUAUUGAACCUUGGGGAACUUGCUUGAGUUGAAGAUGCAUAUUGGUGGCACUGGUAUUACUCUUGAUUUUGCAUGAACUUUUGUGGUAACUCAAAAUAAGCAGGCUGAGUUUAUCUGGGUGAAAUAUUUACAUAGCUCACGAGUAUGCUUUCAGCUCUUUACACAGGGGAUCUUUUAUACAAAGAACCAAGGCUUUCUCUGUAUGCGCCUAAAUUCAAGCCUGGUGUCAGCAUGUGGCAACUUUGGGGAAGUAAAGCCUGUCUGGGACCCUCAAUGCCAGGCAGUUUGGAGCAAGUAUUUCCCAUAGUGCUCUGGGACACUGUAGAAAAGUAAAAUGGCCACAAACUCAGUGUGCUGUUUAUUGCCACUUCCAGGACCAUUUCACAGGACCCAGGGUCGGAGGGACAGGGGCGAAACUAGGCUUUAUUUAACCCGGGUCAAAGACUCAGUUUGGCGUGCGCGCGCGCACACACACAUUUCGUACACCAACACACAGGCUGGGAGUCUCAAUGGUGCCCCCUCUGGAGGCUUCACCUGGGGGGGGGGGAACCCAGCUAGUCCACUCCCACCCCACAUAGCUCUGGCUCUGCUGAGGGAGUCCACUGCAGUGCAGUUUUCUGACUCAAACCUGACCCUGCUUGUGUUUAUCUUCCACUUCCAACACUUCUUCAUAGCCUUUAUCUGCAUGAAUUAUGUAAGUAUAUCCUGGAUCAGGCACAGGAGGCUUCUGAAGAGCAGUACAAGCCUGAUACCUCUCUUCUGACUUCUCCAAGUUACCUGAGAAACAAGCUCAAGAUGAUGAGCUAGAAACUGUUGUAGAGCUUGCAUUCACAGUAAAUCACAAUUAUUUCUUGGUUCACUUCAUUUUGCAAAUGAAUUUACGUAGUCAAGAAGAAAAUCCACAUUUGGAAUGAAUAAUUAAGGCCAUUUUGCUCUCCUCUGUGGCAGUGGCAGGGUAAAUGAAUACGUAAUAUGUGAUGCUGGAUCUCGGCACAGUCACAAUACACAGAAACCACACGCAAUAAUCCAAAACUGUGAGCAGGAGAUUUGAAGCUACAGUGCCCUGGGAUUUACUGUGCUCUAAAUACAAAUUUGAGGCAUGGUUGUUUUUUUCAGGAUACUAAAUUCAGUAGCAAGUAGUGGUAAUGUAAUUCAUCCCGAGAGUCGUGUGUGCCUCUGUUUAAUUAUAUAGUAGCUGGUCCACAUAAGAGCUUUAUGAGCUGGCUUAUGCUUUCAGACACAAACCCAAAGCAAAUCAGCUGCACUAACAGUGCAGCAUGCAAUGGACUCUUAUACAGUGGUACCUCAGGUUAAGAACUUAAUUCGUUCUGGAGGUCCAUUCUUAACCUGAAACUGUUCUUAACCUGAGGUACCACUUUAGCUAAUGGGGCCUCCCGCUGCUGCUGCACCGCCACCAUGCGAUUUCUGUUCUCAUCCUGAGGUAAAGUUCUUAACCCGAGGUAUUAUUUCUGGGUUAGUGGAGUCUGUAACCUGAAGCGUCUGUAACCCGAGGUACUACUGUAGCUUGUUUUGCAGAGUUAGAAAAACAAAAACAAAAAGCCACACAUGUAGCCUUUAGUUAAAGCUGUAAAAGCUUCGGCUUGUGCCAAAGGCACAAAUUCGGUUGUCAUGUCAGCACCUUUCCAUUGCAUCAAUUAGAAGAGCUUGAAUUACAUUUCUCAUUUAAUAUGCAUUCAGAUAAUUAGAAACUCUCCCCCCCCAAAUGUGGAGAUGUGAUUAUCACAGUGAAAUACAACCCCAAGUCUGGGUUAUAAAACAGAUUAUUCUAAACCCCUCCUCCAUCUUUUCACAAUAAUGUCAAGUGACGGACACUGUGGCAAAAGAAUCCAAAUCUCUCAUAUAAAUUAUUGGCAUCUGAACUGGUAGUGACUCACAAGGAACAAGACCUCAGGGCCAUAGUGGAUAGCAUGAUGAAGAUGUCAACCCAGCGUGCACCAGCUGUGAAAAAUGGUGAAUUCCAUGUUAGGGAUCAUUAAGGAAGGGAUAAAAAGAAAACAAAACUGCCAAUAUCAAAACACAGUUAUACUAUGGUUAUACUAUAUCAUAACCUAUGGGGAGACCACAGUUGGAGCAGUAGGUACAGUUUGGGUUGCCUCACUUCCAAAAGGUUAUUGUCAUCUGGAAAAAUUCCUGCAGAUGUUCAUGCCCUCAAGCAUACUGGUACCUCUCUCCCCCUCCCCCACUCUGUUUUGGCAGCCUAAGUUUGCUAUUUGAAGGCGUGAUAUGACAUAGCAACAGGUAACCUGUUUGGUUAUGCAAUAUGCUCUCUAUGUCCCAAGGGCAAGACAGAUACAGAGAGAAAACAUAUAAUUUAUACGCAGUGGAGCUGACGGGGCAGAAAUAGAUGUAGGUGGAUAUACAGGAGCUACAUGCACAGUAGGUGGCCCCUGCUCAUUAUUCAGUCGUGCUGAGUGAGACUAGGGCCCUUUCCCACACAAUUUAUUGUAUACACACCAUAUACCUUCCCUCAAGGCUGUGCUUCUGUUGUGGGAAUAUGGUAAUGCUGCGUACUUCAUAUAUGGGGAAAGUUUGUUUCUCUCCCUCUCCAUCCUUCUGCUAUUCACUGCAUUUUUUGCAGUUGAAAUUAUUGCUGAAUAGAAAGUGGUUAUCCAAGUGCCAUUGGUGUGUUUGCAUAAUGCCCCUUCCCUUCUUGCCCACAGCCAAAUUCAGCUUCUUUUAUUGGUUCUUAUUUUGUAUGCGGGAAUUAUUUAGAGGCUAUGUGCUUCAAGCAGGACCAUUAGGCAACUGCUGCAUGGAGGUCAGGGGAGCAUUGGAAAGCUGUUGGAAAACAAUUGUGUGUCCCACAAGGCCUGUUAAAUGUUUCCUAGGCUAAUCUGCUGCCUUCAAUUGCAGUGAGCUAACUAUACCACCUUCAUUUUUGAAAGAAGAGUCAACUUUCAGUCAGCUUCUGUGCACAGGGUGCGGGAUGCUACCUUUAAUGUUUGCUGUUUUGCUGUGUUUUUAUUGUGUUGGAAGCUACCCAGAAUGGCUGGAGCAACCCAGUAAAUUAAUAAUAAUAAUAAUUUGCCUCAGGCUGCAAAAUGUCUUGGGCUGGCCCUACCUCCCAAUAGGAGCACUAAUUGACAGACGUAUGGAGAUGGAACUCUAUGGAGCUCUGCAACUUGUAGGAAACCUACCCCCCACAUGACAACUCUGAGCCAGUAUGUGAACUUCUUACAACAAUGUUGUGGUGUAGUCAUGGUGAUGCAUUAGCAGCAGAGAGUGAGGGGGCUUGAAAUGCUCAGGCUCUGACCAUCUAGUGUACAUAACUUUGGUUUCUUUCCUGCAUCAUCCCUUUUGCAGCUUGCUAAACUUGUUAUUCCAAUUUCUUCUCCCAAGAGCUCCAAAUUAUAAAAUUUGGGUCAGGGGUGCUGGAUGGAAAUUUUGUAAAGGGCCCUGAAAAUCCCGUGGGUAGUCCUUCUCAUGUAAUCAUAUUAUUGAAAGGGAGGAGGCUGAGCAUUAGCGAAGCCACACCUUUUCUCCUCUCCUAAACAAUAUCUCUCCAUUUUGUGAAUAUUGUAUUUGUAUUCUUUGGAAUUGACAUAAUUUGCGGCUUCAUUGUGGAGCACACACCUUUUGGGGGGUUUUUUAAAUAAAGGGUAGAUGUAUGUGGACAGCCACACAGAUAUCUUCUUAUCUAGAUGUAGCUGUGAAAUUGCACUGUUGUCCUCGUGAGUGGGACUCGAGGAAAUAUCGUGCAAAGGAAGAAAUGCAGUUAGAGCACACUUGGACUGGCUGUGUGGAAAGCCCCUGGCGCUUGCCUCCUCGGGCCUCGACUGACUGCCCUUCAAUUUCUGGUCAGGUUAGCUGAGUCAGUAACUUUCAACAUGAAACCAGCAGUUAGAGUCAGAUGUGAAAUGACGGCCAGAUAAAAGAUAAAAAGUUUUAAAAUCAGAUUUGCGGGAAGUGCAAGGCAGGUGCAGUGCAUUGGCUCAGCCUCAUCCAUUCUCCUCUUGUGGGCCCUUUCUCCCCCCUCCCCUCCCACCUGCAGCUUUGUGGGACAGGGCUUAAAUAGGAUUCCCGUCAAGAGGGGCUCUGCAGGAGCGGCUGGGGGGGUGGUGGAAAGCGUUGGAGUCAUACAAAGACAAGCUCCCUUUGGUCCUUAUGGAUAUUGUCAUGCUUUUCACUCAGCCAGACACGGACGUGUCACAUGACCUAGGGCUGAGAGCCAUUCUAGCCCUGAGGCCUGAUUGGUCAGUGGCUCCUUUUUUGAAAGCCUAGGUGUCCGUGGCAACGAGAAGCAGAUCAGCCAUACUUUCCUGGGCUCUGAGAGGAGUGCAGCACGGACAGAAGAAAGAUCAGCAGCACACAGGACCACAGCAGCCAGCAGGACUUUCUUCAGGUACCUAUUGGCUGUUUGGGUGGGUGAAUGGGUUAUUUAGUUAUUUAUUUCUAGUCAAACUUUUUGUAUGGCAAAUAAUUGUGUUGGUGAACUUAGGAGUAUUUUCAAGUGAGGUGUUAUCAUUCUUCCCAAAGCCUCGCUGAAUGCAUCCCUGCUUUUUAUAAGAGCUGUUUUACAAGACUCUUGGGAGUUGCACCUGUUAUAAAAAUCUGUGAAAAUAAGUAUUAUGUUGGAGUUGUAUUACACGUGCCACAACCCUGUUUCUGCUUCCAGAAUUUUUCUCGCUGUUCGUCAAAAAUUAAAUGUGUGCAUUAGUCCUUUUCACAGAUGUUUAGACACUAGUUUAACUCUUAGUGGGGUCCUAGCAUCUUUCAAAUGUAGCAUUAGAAAUUCCCUAAAGGCAUUUGAUUUACAGUUUAAUCUGAAGCACAUAUACAGUACUAAAUUUGGAAGUAACACAUGACCUACUACAACAUGGAGUUCAGGUGAAUUUUCUUCCAAGUAUGCUUGCUUAGGAUUGGAUGCUCAACUAUAUGGGAAAAAAACUUUUUUUCUGGUCGCCUCUUGAAACUCACCAACUCUCUCUGAAUUGGUAGAAACCAGUGGCCAGAAACUCAAGCAUCUUAGGGAGAAACUAGAUGUGGGCAGCCACAUGUAUGUAUGCAUGUCUUUGUCAUAUUCCCAUAUAAGUAGAGGGUGGAGGUUUCUCCCCUUUUUCUUUUACACACAAGGUAUGCACAGUGAUUCUCAAGUUGAGAAUCCUGCAUUGCAGGAGGUUGAACAAGAUGACCCUCGGGGUCCCUUCCAACUCUACAAUUUUAUGAUUCUAUGUGCAAGUAAGGGGGCCAUUCCAUGUGUCACCUGACUGCACUUCGUUGCUUGAAACUCUUUUCUCCCCCACCUUGCUCACAUCUGGUAGCAAAUCUGGGCUGGAAGAAAAGUCAUUUGAGCAAUGGAAUUGAGUGAGGUAAGGAAGGGGAGGGAGAAUGGUUUUGCUGCCCCAUACCAGCUCUCGGCACAACAUUACAAAUACACCCCCUGUAUUCCAUGGCUUUUUUAUAUCUGAACAAAGAGGGCACAUGAAUAAAUGAAUGUGGCUGCCCUGUCUUUUCUCAUUUAGCCCUAAGGCUGCCAUCUCACUUACUUCUGAGUAAGCAUGCUUGGGAUCUUGCCGUAAUAACCUGAUCUAAGCAUAUCUCCUUGGAAACAAGUUCUUUUGGUUUUUAAUAGGAGUUGCAGCAGCACAACCCUAUGUAUAUUUAGUCUGAAGCAAGUCCAACUGUAAGAAGUAUUCUCUGUGAGGGGCUGUGUAUACAGGACUGUGGCCUUUAUUUCCACAUCAAGUGGCCUUUAUAGUAUUUCAGCCUAACAUACAGUUGUAGGAUAAUGAAUGACCAUGUCCAAAAUUAAUUCCCAGUUGGAGGAGCAGACCUUCUAUGUGGCUAUGUUAAAACGAUUUUCGCAAGGCUUUGUAACAGCCCAGGCAGGGUUUCUAGAAAGGUGCUUUAAAAUGCACCUGAUUUUUAUUUGUUUGUCUUAUGUUAGACUACUCUUGGUGAUGAAAAGAACAACUGAAAUUAUCACACGGCUGAUCCAGGGCUACUACAGCAGCAUAAGGAAGUACGCUGCUUCUAAAAUAUCCUGCCUUUAAUGCUAAAGAGAAACCUGUCAGCACAAAGCUGUCCUCUGUUCCCCUUCAGGCCAGCAGAGGAGCGAGUUCUGGGGCGGGGGCGGGGGUGCUUGGUUAAGCCAAGAACAGGAACCACUGGUUGAGGGGAGCUCACUUUAAAGAAAGGCUGGGAGCUGCUGCUGCUGCUGCUGUGUAGGAAUCUGAGAGUUAAUUUGGAGAAAGAUCUUCAAGGAUGUGAUGUUACUGAAUUUCAGGCAAGUUGUUGACAAGCCAAAACAAUGCCUUUGCAAACAGGGAAAAUCCAAAUUAAAAGUGCAUAAGUUAUUCUGGAAUGUAAAGAUCAAUUAUUGUAGUUUGCUCCACACUCCUUGCUCUGAGGAACUAGUUGCUUGAAUUUGCACCUCGGGGUGCAAUCCUGUGUUACUCAGUGUUACCUCAGUUUUGGGUGAGAUUAAGUUGUACACAAGUAAUUUGUUAGCCUGCAUCUGUAGAACUUGACAUUUGAGAUUAUUUCCAAAGAUGAGAGUAAUAGAGUGCAGUCAGUAUCUGUAGUACCAAACCUUCAUUUUCAGCCAAGAAUAGCAGAAGAAUUGACAAGUAUCCUAUGGAGAGUUAUUGCUCAGCUCUCCUGUCUUAGCUUGUUGCUCAUCACACUCAGAAAUGUUGCCUUACUGCAACCCUUCCAAUGAGUGUAAUCAGCACUCCAGAGCGUCUUCUCUAGGUGGUUGGUUCACGGGCUGAUGAGAGCAUUUUCUGCCUUUGAUGGUCAGGGAUAAUUAAUUUACGAUGUCAUAUAGAUCAGGCUGUAUUUUACUGAUUUAUUCUCUUUGCUGCAGAAAAAUACUAUAACGUACAUUUCCAGAUGCUGAGGACAAUUCUGGGUGUUGAGUACAAGUCCAUUGCUGAUGGCUGGGUUGGGUGUGUUUUAUAUAUCAGUGACUUUAAUCUUUUGUAUACCUACUAACUUUAAUCCAAGCUUUGACAUGGGACCCACUAUUAAGUUUACUUCUCUUAUUUUAUCUCUCAGCCCUUUUCUGUUUCACCCUUCAUCCAGCAUAGUCAGCCCUUUUGCACCAGCUGCUGAUGUACAUGUGUCCAAAAACCACCAUCUUAGAUGACAUUGCACACACAAACAUAAUGCAUGACUUUCCUCCCUUGCCAGAAAUCAAUAUCAAAGCCUAGAAAAAAAUAGAAAUUGGUGUGAAAAACAUAGAUGCAUAAAACUUUGGUCAGAUUGCAGCCCACUUCUGGGUCCUGACUUAUGACCCAACAGCUGAAGGCUGCUCAGUGUGCAUAGGUUUUUUUACAGGAUAAAAGUGUAUAGGUCCUUGCCCUGAGGAACUUACUAUCUAAAAUUCAAUAAGCAAAACAACAAUGGAAAUUGAGGUACAUGGAGGCAGAGGUAAACAAGGAAAGAAUACAUACCUAAUUAAGGGCAGAUUCACACGAUAGAUUUAAAGCACAACACAUAUUUAAAGCAUGUGACUCCCCCCCAAGAACUGUGGGAAUUGUAGUUUGCCCCUCACAAAGCUACAGUUCCCAGAACUCUUAACAAGCUGCAGUUACCAGGAUUCCCUGACAGAAAUCAUGUACAUUGAAUGUGCUUAAAUGUAUGGUGUGGAUCUGCUGGAAGUUACAUGUGCUUGGACUUGGUUACAGCCCUCCACACUCACCCAGUCCCUGCCGUUAAUGGGCAGGCGCUUGCAUGCUGGGCGCAUGUAGGGGGUGUCUGGUUCACGUCCCCAAGCUUUUGUGCCCAGGGCCACGGCCCCCCUGCCCCCCAUGCUAUGCUAGUGGGGGAAGUGAGCUAUUACCAGUGGAGCAUCAUGUGAAACAAAAUAAGGUGGUACAACAACCUGUGCAUACUUUUCUUUCCUUGUGAUGUAUGUAGUAAAAUACUAUUGAUCAGUAAUUGAACUUGAUUUAAUUCCAGUGGAAUGAAGAUCAUUAUCUGCAAUCCUGCACUGCACUAGAUUGUUUGGUUGAUAUAAAUUACUCCUACAAGUAAUUGCUGCAAUAAGGGCAGAGGUAGUAGCAAAUUUCCUCUCACAGAGUUUAAUAGUGAUAUAUGCUAUUUAUUAUUUAUGGCAGCGUAAAUCUGUAGCAAGGUUGAUUAGGGUGCAAUGAUUUGAAAGAUAAGGGUAUAGUUGCUCAUUAUGAACUAGUCGAUUGAAGACGACCUGGUUAAUUGAACAUUAGCAAAAAAGAUGUACUGUACUGACAUUAUAACAUAUUUGAAAGCAACACUGAAGAUCUGAUGAAAGUAUAUGCAAUUAUGUCCACAUUUAGAGCAAAGCAAGCAUUGUUAAACCUUUAAGCGAUGAUUGGCCAAUGCUUAUCUUUGCCUCAAACUACAAGAGCUAUGGACUUAAUUUCACUGGGGAAUUAUUUCUCAAUUCCAUAGAUGUUUCUUCCAGUGCAAUCCUGUUUGCCUUCAGCAAAUAGAUUUUUCAAGCUCAGAAAUAGAUAUGAGAAGCCUGGAACUUCAGGACUGUAAUCCUGUAAUAGUAGUAGCAAAUGAGCGCACAAAAUGUAGCUACCAAUUGUUAUAAUUUUUCACGGGCAGUUGGAAGGGGUACCAAGGGUCAUCUAGUCCAAAUCCCCGGCAAUCCUGGCAUCUCAACCAAAGCAUUAAUGACAGAUGGCCAUCCAACCUCUGCUUAAAAGCCUCCAAUGAAGGGAAAUCUACAGCCUUCCAAGCAAGUCCAUUCCAUUGGGGAACAGCUCUUACUGUCAGAAAGUUCUUCCUGAUGUUUUGUUGGAAAUGUAAAAGUGUUAUUGAAAAAUUCCUUACCUUCCACUUUUUUUGUGCUUUCCCCCUACACCUGUUUGCAGCCAUUGUUCCCAUAAACUUCUGGCACAUUGGGUGAGGGGGAAAGGAUGUCUCCAUUGCUGUGACAACCAGGCCAAUUCUCCUUUGUACAGCCACAUUUACCCAAAUAUGCAUCCCAGUGGUAGUAAAGUGAUUCAAGAUGAACUUCAUCAUUUUGAUAUGCAUUGAAAUACAUUAUUUUUAACAGAAUGCCUAUUUGGGUAUUUCAGUGUGAUGGGUGCAUUCUUUAUUCACUCUGAUAGUUCUAUACACUUUUCUCAACAGAUGCAAAAAAUGCCUAAAUGUGCCUUUCUAUUUUAACUGAGCACCUGCGAAACUACCUGUACAACAGAAGGCAACCCCCCGCCAAACCAAAUUAAAGUUUUGAUAAUACAGGAUUGUUGGCCUGAAGGUUUGACACUAUGCAUGUUUACUCAGAAGUAAAUUCAAACUUAGUGGGGAUCAGCUGCUUCUUCACAACUGCAUGGCAUUUUGCUCCAGCUGUAAUAGGAAAUGCAUAUUUUCUUCAUGCUUUCGUGGUAAACAUGCAGUGCCAACAGCAGACAAGUCGUCUUCAAAACCAUGUGGAAACUCCACCUUUUGCAUCUGAAACCUCCAUUUCUACUGUGCUUCAAGUCCCAGCAGGUUCCCUUGCCUUCUGCACUGUGCUCAAGCAUGCUUGAGAAGUUUUUCUGGAAAAACUUAGAUUACUGUUCCCAGUGGCUUCCAGAAGAAAUGAAAGUUCAUGAUAAAUUAAUUCCCAAAUUCUUAUUCUGAAUCUAAAAUCUGCUAUCCUAGGAGUGGAGAGCCAAAUGUAGCUUUCCCGGUCUCUCUUGAUGGCCCGCAGGACUCUUCCUCAGACCACACCCCUCACUGACUUGGCUUUGCACCAUCCUUGAAUAGUUCUGUCUGGCUGGAGUAUGUCUUUAAACUCUGUUAAUGUCUGUCACUUGCAUGGCUGGAGGGCACAGAGGGGUGGGUGGAUAUGUAGGAACUAGCCUGCUGUGUAAAGUUAAAAUUUACAUUUUAUGUAAAUAUACUCACUUAUGCUUUUGGCCCCACCCAAUGGCAUAUGGCCCCUGGAAGGUUACCCAGAGAUGAAUAUGGCCCUUGAACACAAAAAGGUUCCACACCCCUGUGCUGUCCUUUUGUAGAAGGGAAAUUAUAAUAAGAACUAGUCUUCUGCUUCAUCUUGUGAUCAGGAGGAGUUAGAUGACAAAGAUAGCAACCCCUCAAGCAUUUAUAGAUUUUAAUCAAUGUUUCUUCUCUGCCUGUUUCCUUUGCUGGAAUGAGAUUUCUGUGAGGCAGUGAAAUCUUUAUAACAGGCCAACAACUAAGCCCUCCUCUGUUGAGUAUAAUGGUUCCUCACCUAAAACAGCCCCCUGGAUUGUGGUCGUGUUGUUGUUUAGUCAUUUAGUCGUGUCUGACUCUUCGUGACCCCAUGGACCAGAGCAUGCCAGGCACUGCCUCCCACAGUUUGGUCAAACUCAUGCUGGUAGCUUCGAGAACACUGUCCAACCAUCUCGUCCUCUGUCGUCCCCUUCUCCUUGUGCCCUCUAUCUUUCCCAACAUCAGGGUCUUUUCCAGGGAGUCUUCUCUUCUCAUGAGGUGGCCAAAGUAUUGGAGCCUCAGCUUCACGAUCUGUCCUUCCAGUGAGCACUCAGCGCUGAUUUUCUUAAGAAUGGAUAGGUUUGAUCUUCUUGCAGUCCAUGGGACUCUCAAGAGUCUCCUUCAGCACCAUAAUUCAAAAGCAUCAAUUCUUCGGCGAUCAGCCUUCUGAUUGUAGUCAUAGCCAACCUAUUUCUUCUUCUUCUUUUACUUUGUUUUGCUGAUUAUACAUGCACAAAAGCUUUUGAAGAUGUGACUAAAAGGAAGCAAUGGCAUCUUGUGCUUGUUCCUUCCCUUUUGAUUGCUCAUCCAAAUGUGACAGGGAGACAAACACCAGCUCUUUGUGAGAAUAAUAUUGUCCUAUGCCCUGGGGUAUCUAUCAUGAAUGCUGUGUAUUUAUUACAUCCUUUUUUUCAUAUUAUGCAUUCAGCAAGGCUGGAAAAUAAUUGUCCCAAGCCACUCUACCUGUCAGACAGAUGCUUAAGUUAAUGAUGGAUUAAGCUGCUUUUGGAUGGAAAUGCUGUUAAAAUGGAUUCUAAGCAGUUCCAUCUCCUUAUCCCUGCUUUACAUUUUAAAAAAGGUAGAUCCAUGUUUAAAGACAUGAAUCUUCCAUGGUCAUGUGUAGUUUAUAUUUGAGCUGGCAGGAAGCCACUGCCAGUCCAGGCUCCUUGACCUUGCUUCUGUCUGAGUGUUACAUAGUUGUGCAAGCACAUAUUUAUUAGGUUCACACCUAGGUGUAUGUAGAUAAUGAAUGUUUCAUGUAUGUACUGAAAAAAAUACAAUGCAUGUAGCAUCUCUCAGAGUUGCAACAGCGCAUUGCUCCUUUUGGAAGUGUUUGAGAAUAAUUCAACCAUUGCAGUUUCAUCACAAGAGUUCAGGUCUGAGAGAGCCAGUGUGGUGUAGUGGUUAAGAGCGGUAGUCUCGUAAUCUGGGGAACUGGGUUCGCAUCUCCGCUCCUCCACAUGCAGCUGCUGGGUGACCUUGGGCCAGUCACAUUUCUCUGAAGUCUCUCAGCCUCACUCACCUCACAGAGUGUUUAUUGUGAGGGAGGAAGGGAAAGGAGAAUGUUAGCCGCUUUGAGACUCCUUCGGGUAGUGAUAAAACGGGAUAUCAAAUCCAAACUCUUUUUCUUCUUCAUCCCUCUAGAGCCCUGCGCCUCUUCUAUUCACGAGGAAGUAUAUCUUCUGUGCCAGAAACAUUUUCAGGGUGCCUACACUUUCAUUUGGGAUGAGGGUGGCGCUGUGGUGUAAACCACUGAGCCUUGGGUUUGCUAGUCGGAAGGUUGGCGGUUCGAAUCCCCACGCCCGAGCAGUUCGAAAGCACAUAAAAGUGCAAGUAGAUAAAUAGGUACCGCUCCAGCAGGAAGGUAAACGGCGUUUCCGUGCGCUGCUCUGGUUCGCCAGAAGCGGCUUAGUCAUGCUGGCCACAUGACCCGGAAAAACUGUCUGCGGACAAACGUCAACUCCCUCGGCCAGUAAAGUGAGAUAGCGCCGCAACCCCAGAGUCAUUCACAAUUGGACUUAACUGUCAGGGGUCCUUCACCUUUACCUUUUUACACUUUCAUGGGCAUAGCUAGGAUUUCUUUUAGGCGGGCAAGCUUUGUUUUAUGGGGGCAGAACCAAGUUUAUUUGCAAUGCAAUUGGUCAGUCAAGUAUUUUUAUUUAAUUACUUGAUUUAGGGGGGCAGCUGCCCCCCUGGCUAUGCCAAUGGUACCAGGUAUUUGGAAGAGGAGGAAGAAGAAGAAGAAGAAGAAGAAGAAGAAGAAGAAGAAGAAGAAGAAGAAGAAGAAUUGCUGAAAGGACCAGCAAAUCAGUCUUUUUGCAACUUUCUGAGUCCUCUUACUGAAGUACUUGGAAGCAAUACCUGGUCUCUGUAUCAAGGCAUCACCUGGUGCCUUCUCCUUCACUUAUCUGACCUUAUGAAUGUUAAUUACAAGUAGGCAGAUUCUGCACUGGACAAAGUUUUUGUCAGAACCAGAUUUUUAUUCUAAUUAAUUCUACCCCAGCUCCCGUAUUUGAUCCAAAGCUCAGCAAGAUUCUGGAAUUACUGUUCCAGGACCUGUAAAGGACUGCUAAGCAUCAGUGAACAUGCACAGAGACUUCUGGCAACUGGUCAAUGAUGACAUUACCAACAUUGACAUGCAAUGCUCUGGUGGGCUCUGCACAUGUGCAGUGAGAGCGAAGAUCAUCCCAGGCCAUGCAUAGCCUUCCUGAAUGUGUGUGGUGCACAGCUCUGCAAUCUCACCUCAGUCCUGUACUUCCGGCCUCUUUGCCAACACAACAUUGCCACAUCAGUAAAGAAGCUUCCUUGUACGUAUGCAGCACUUAGCAUGACAUGGAUGUCUUUUGAUAGAACAGUACUGGAUUCUAGUAAGUGCCAGUUUGUUUGUUUUGCCACUACAUCAUGAAUAGAACUGUUGUUUCACUGCCAGAUUCUAACUGGAACAGAAUUUGACAGCAACUCGACUGGCAUGUUUGUCAUCACUUUCUCUCAUCUCUAGAGCUUGUUUGUUUUGAACAUUUUUUAUAAUUUUUCAUAAUAAUAUCAGAUUACAGGGUGUUGUACAACAUACAACAUAUAAGACAAAAGACAAGAAAACAGCAGAUAAUUCUUCACAACUUCAAAACAAACUACAGCAUGUGCAAGAUUGGUGUGUGAGCAGGCACUUCAGAUAUUUGGGUCCCAAGCCAUGUAGGGCUUUAAAGGUAAGGAGGAGGAGUUAAGGAACAGAAGUGUGAAAAAAUAAAUUUUAUCACUCUCUAUUUAAGAUCUUCUCUUUAAUCCUGUUUCACGGCUCCCAGGACAUAUACUGGUGCCCCUUAGUCCUGUCCCUGACAUUGCUUCUGUCUUAGCAGAAAUUGUUACGAUAUAGAAGCAAUGCAGCCGCGAGCUGCUAGCUUGAAAACAGCACAUGAUGGAAUGUUAGGACUGUUCCGUGGGAAACAGAGGGACAGUCAAUUCACAGGGCAAUGCACCGGAAUUAGCUCAGAAAUUAGCUCAGAAACUUAAGAAGUUUCGAUGAAUUCUAAAUUCUAAAUAUUCAGUCUCCCACUUACAGAAAAUGACAGAUUGAGAAAUGUCAGUUUGCCCCAUUAGAUCUAUCUCUUUUUAAUUAGUUAAAACAUUAUAACAUAGUAGGUAUAGUAUCUCCUGUAAGGUAAAGGUAAAGGGACCCCUAACAAAUAAGUCCAGUUGCGUCACGGACGACUCUGGGGUUGUGGCACUCAUCUUGCUUUAAAGGCAGAGGGAGCUGGCAUUUGUCCACUUCCGCAGACAGUUUUUCCAGAUCAUGUGGCCAGCAUGACUAAGCCGCUUCUGUCAAAACCAGAGCAGUGCACAGAAACGCCAUUUACGUUCCUGCCAGAGUGGUACCUAUUUAUCUACUUGCACUGUGUGCUUUCGAACUGCUAGGUUGGCAGGAGCUGGGACCGAAAAACGGGAGCUCACCCCGUCACAGGGAUUUGAACCACCAACCUUUCGAUUGGCAAGCCCAAGCAGCACAGUGGUUUAACCCACAGCGCCACCUGUGUCCCUAUAGUAUCUCCUGUAGUUGCACAUAAAUUAGUUGGUUUUCUUCCAAGAAUUCAUAGCCACCAGUCAUCAGGAAUUGUUUUAUUUAAAAAACAGCAACAGAGUAGGCCCAGCAUCAUCACCUUCGAUAAUUUCUGCAUAUGCCCCCCGUGCCAGGUGGCCAGGUGGGUAAGUCAUAAAUUAAAAUUUCCCAGAGUUUGGUGCCCUUAAUUCAACAACAAUAAAUAUGUUGCUUUAUUUAUUGUCGUUGAAUUAAGGACACCAAACUUUUAAUUUAUGACUUUAAUGAUUUUAAUUUAUUACUUACCUCUUAUUAAGCAAUAUUAUAGUGAGAUGACUGCUGCUUAUUGCAGAACUCAAAAGGUUCAUAGACAGAGUUGCAGAGAAGAUUUACGUGUCCCAGCUUACUCCCCCCAAUUAUGAAACUGAACAGGUUUGUUUCAACCCCAGCUCUUGCCUGCUCUGUUGGUGACCCUGCUGUCCUCCUUGGCUCUGCAUGCAGAAACAUCUGGAUUCUGUCUGUAGGCACUUCAGAGAGACCUUGCUCAGCUAGGUAUAUCAGUACAGCUCGAACUGAAGAUGUGCAGUCUUGUGUUUAAACCAGACCAAAUCAACUGUCAGUCAGACACAUUUCCCAGUGAUGCUGAUGGACAUCCCUUUUUCACAUUCCAUCUGUGAUAAAUCUGAUUAUGGAAAAGUUAUUUUUCACCCUUAGUAAGGAUCUCUUCUCCUUGCUGGGUAGUGCUGCGCAUGAUUUUUUUGUGAUGCAAUUUAAUGUGCACAAAUGGCUAAUGGACUCUUACAUCCAUCAUCUGUGACUCUUGGCUAUGCUUUAACAACAGCUGGAAAGUCUCCUUCCAGAGUUCCCUUCCAAAGGGCUUGUCUAUUCAGAAGAACAAAGUAAUAGGCCUUACUCCCAGGUAAGCAUGCAGGGUUCCACCCUAAAUUACUACAGGCCAGAAAGUGGAUGUAAAAAGCUGUUGGGGUAGAAGGCAUCUCUCUCAAAGGACAAGAAGAUAAAAUGUCAUUAACAGAGGGUUAGAAAUCAGAUAUGACUGAAAUAACUACUAUGUAUCAUCUGCUUGCUUAUUAUUAACAAUCAGUAGCCUGCUUUGCAAUGUAAGAAUAACAACCCUUUGCCUUCUCCUCAAAAUGUCUUCACAUUGUUCUCUGUCCACACCCCAACAAGUGAGAUCAGUAUCAUACUCAUUUUAUAGAUAAGUGGACUGACCUCAGUCAAAUAAUGAUCUCACUUAGUUCAGUCUCCUGCAUUUUUAAUGGGAGAUCUCCUUCCAGCAUACCUGCUUCAUCUCAGAAUGCUUGCACUCCAUCUGAAAAUAAAAUUGGUGCAAUUUUAAAAGAAGUUGCUGGAAAUUAGAAUUCGUUGUUAUAUUUAAAAUUAAAAACCAUACAUAGUUAAUAAUUGAGACCUUAGCUCUUCUCUUAUAAUGUAAGAAGCUCAAAUAUCAUCUAAGACAUUAGGUCAACUCUGCUGUUUAGGAUUUUGGUAUCAGUUUUCUGACAAUAAAACUAUCAUUAUAGGGUUGUUGAAGAGCGAAAAAGAGGACACAUUUGCCGGUGCCUGGGGCAGGGGGGAGGGGAGGGGGUACAGGAGCAGGUACAUUCUGCAGUGUCCUUUCAAAAUAUACAAAAACAAGGACCUGGUCCUUUCCUGCACCAUGCAAAAUUCACACAGUAUAUAUAUGUUUUGCACUUGGUUGUCUAGUACUUCGUAUCCAACAUAUAAGGUAGCCCGCUCCCGCACCUCCGGACAUUUUGGCAAAUUUAAAAAAUCCACUGGAACAGAAAUGUUAUCCCUGAAAAAGAGGACAUGUCCUGGAAAAAGAGGACAUAUGGCAACCCUACCUUAGGGCAAUACCUGGCUCAGGUCUUGGACUUCUAUAAGAGAGUAUCUCAAUAGGAGCUAGUGGUAGAACAUGGCUGCUUGGUACAGGGCCACUCUGGGAUAUUCUGAAUUGGGGGGGUGAAGAGGGCAGUAGCAUACCUGUCUGUCCAUCCCCUACCCCUAAGGGAUGAUAUAAUCUAGGUUCGGUGUCUUUGAAAGGCAUAAGAAGGAGUUAUGCCAGAGUUUGGAGUCAGGGAGUAUGGCAGAGUGGCAGAAAGGCAGGGAUGGGGAAGAUGGGUUUUAGGGGCUCAUCUGGAGAGCAAAGAUGGCAAGUCAAUUGCUCCAAUUCUGUAAUAAACACUUUCUAACUCAGUGCUAGCUCACAUGCAAAUAAGGGAGUUGAUCUGUGCAUAUAACUAAGUGAUCCAAUGGACUAAACUGCAGCCCAUGCUGCCAUUUACCAGAACAGAGGAAACUUGUGCCUCUGUUUUAAAUUAAAUGUGAAUUGGCUUUUUAGCUUUGGUGGUAAUUAGCGUUGGGGUUGUACACAAAGGAGCCAAUAAAGAUAUUGCUGAGAGGGCCAGUGUUGUAAUGGCAAGGAGGGAGGCCACUCCUUGGCCACAGGCCUGUCCUGGCUUCUGCCAUCAAUAGGAAAAUGUAGUUCAUUUUAAAAAUAAGUUGGCAAGAAUACAAUUGCUUAUGAGCAGGUUGCUUCUUCCCAUCUUGUGCUUGAAACAAGUAUGAACUGAAUGACUAGAAGGUAUGCUAAUGCUGCUAACUAUAGGUCAGUCAUCAUAGAUUUAAAAGUAAAAAGGUCUAGAUUCUAUUAUUUCCACUGUCCCAAAUGUCUGGUUGACUUUAGGCAACUAAUUCCCCCACCUCCCCUUCCACAGAAAUAAUAAUAACCUUGUCCUUUCAUGCAGCAAUUUGAAAGAAUGAAUCAAGCAUAAACACAGGGUGUAGGCCAUCAUUUCAGAGGCUAUUAACUAGGUCUGUAAAACAUGACAUCACUGUAGCACCCAAAGCACAGACUAAAGCUAAAAGGGGCAGGAGGAGAGAAACAGUACAGUUACAUUUAGAGCAGGGUGUUCUGAAGCCAUCUUUUCUUAUUUUAUUAUUUUCCUCAGUUCAUCGGAUAUUGGUGUUUUUUAUCCUAGUCCUGGAAUUAAUUUUAUUUCUUUGGAACUUGGUUGUUUGCUGUUGUUUUAAUGUUGCAAAAAGUAUUGAUGCUUCUCAUAAGUGUAUUUUGGAAUUACCAGAACCAUUUGGUUGUUUACAUAAACAUUCAUAAUACACAGUUUCAUAACUAUUACAUUCAGUGUCAAGAAAAAGAAAAUAGGACCAGCAAAUCAAGAAAUACUGAAGAGAGAAUCCCAAAAGCAGUUUGUAAAAGUCUAGCCCUUGCAUGGCAUCUAAGUAUCAGGAGAGAGAAGGUAAACCUUCCUUAGGUGGGUAUGUCCCAGGUAAACUUCCUGACAGAGGAGGAACCUGGAGCAGGGCAUGUGAGGGAUGUCAUUAAAUGGUAAAUGCCAUUCCUUAGUCAUCUUCCAGAUUGGUUCUCUUUAAUAUUUACAAUAUUUUUAUACUGUACUUCAAUCAUACUCCCAGGGCAGUUUACAUAAAGACUUUUUUAAAAAUGUAAACAAACAAAAAUAAGCUAAACACUGUAACAUUAUAGAAGCAGCAUAAAACAACUAGUAGGAUUAAAACUUCAUCUAAAACAUCCUGGAAAAUAAAAAAGAUCGGUGCCUGACACCAAAAUAAAGCAGGGCACCAGCAAGCCUCUCUGGGGUCAGUGUUCAACAAUGCUCUAUGUACUUCUGAAUGCAGGUGCCCAAUUGUUGUUAGGCAGAGGCAGCAUAAAAUAUUGUGCCAGUUUUGAAACUGCUUUAUUGGCUACCAGAUCUGAGUUUCUCCUUUAUCCUUAUAAUACACCCCCCCCAAGCUUUAUAAUCAGUCAGGUACGAUUUCUUUAUUUCAGUAUUAGAUUGCCAUCAACUAAGAUCAGAGCUAUUUUGUGGUGGCCCUGGAUUUAGAGAAUGCCUUCCCUGGGUAGGUAGGUAAUUUUACAUCCUCCUCCUGUUUUCGGAGAUAGGUAAAAAACUUUGUGUGUUCUUUCAUGCUUUAAGGGAGCUAAGAUCUUAGAUUGCUGACUUUUUAAGAUUCCGUUUUAGUUUCUACAACUCUUUCAAUAAUGUGCUUUAUUAUAUUAAAACGUUAUAUGCAAACCAUUUUGAAAACACUUUUGAUGAUAGACGGUAUUUAGAAACUCAGGAACAAAUUCAAAAUUGUGUGGUGUUGAAUGUUCCAUAUCAUCGUGCCCAAUGGAACCACCCCUUCCACCCCCCUGUUUUGUUAUGGAGGAUUCCACCCUCAUCCAAUUUUUGAAGCACAUAGGAAGAUGAGGAGGGAAAAUCACCGUUGCAUAAGCGGAAGUCUCUGUGCACUGCUUUCACUGAUGGGCCUCAUUAGAUGAGUCCUGUUGUAAAUAAUUACAACCUGCUUAAAAAGGUGGAGUCUGGGAAUUCUGUUGCCAAGAUUAAGUAUAUACUGCAUGUUUGAGACUAACUUCGGUAUUUGGUAACAAAGAAUACCUUUUUGUUAUGCCAGUGGUGCCAUGGACCCCCUGGGUGGGCUACACGUACCACCAGUUGGGAACCACUGUUCCCAAUACAACAUGGCAGGUGGCUUUCCAGCUGUUGCAACCGACCGAUAGGCUCAUGGGUGAGGAGGAUAAAACAGACAUCCACACUAGAAGAGCUAAGAGAAGUAUCCUCCAGUAGUUUUCCAAGAGUUACAACAACCCAGAAAGCUAAGUCAGUAUUAUUAUUCUUAAUUGCAGACGGAGUUGGACUGAAUAUGAGAAAGAGGCUUGA